Molecule: messenger RNA, 1076 nt
Organism: Botrytis cinerea B05.10
Lineage: Eukaryota; Fungi; Ascomycota; Leotiomycetes; Helotiales; Sclerotiniaceae
Exons: 2
Coding region: 134-637 (167 amino acids)
Biological process (GO): transcription initiation at RNA polymerase III promoter
Cellular component (GO): RNA polymerase III complex
Molecular function (GO): nucleotide binding
Source: RefSeq, a predicted model, not a curated record
GGCUGACGAUUGUGAUCCAACAAUCAACGCCCGUUUACGAAGAGCCACAUAAUACAACGUAACGUCUUGGGAGGACUAGGUAACGUCUAGCUGUCAGUUGCAACACACUAGUACGCCAGGGAUCCAAACAGCCAUGAAGAUUCUAGAAGCCCAAUCCGCGACCCUUAGCAAUUUCGAGGUUUACACUCAUUUGAAGGACAUUCAGAAGAAACACCGCACAGGAGGAAGGAGGCCCGGAAAUCUUGACAAUGUUAUCAAAGAGUUAAUGCAAUACCUCGAGGAAGCACCAUCGCCUCUCGCACAAAAACCAUGUCCAUAUAAUGAAGAUACAAUUCGAAAUCUCCUUGAACAGCUUCGUCCCUAUGACUUGACCAAAGCCGAAAUCCUUAUGAUUAUCAACCAUCGGCCAACAUCAAUGGAGAAUUUGAAUAUCAUUAUUGAAGAAUUGGAGCUGAGAUUUCCAGACGAAAAUGAACAGUGGGGGAUUAUAGAUGUUGUCAAAGAUGUGCUAGGUGCACAGGACGCUGAAGAAAUGAAGCAGGCUAUGGCAGACAAUACCGAGGCUGCCAAAAAGGAUGAACAGAAAAGACAACAAGAUGAGGAGAUGCAGUACAAAGCGUUGAUGGACCAAUCGUGAGUGUAUAGGAAUGCUGGGUAACGCUCUUCGUGCAUGCCGAUUUAGGUCAAUUCUGAAUGCCGCCUGCACAUGAGACUAUAUGCAAAUUAGUCAAUGUAUGCAUUGUAUGAAUACGUUCAGGGGCUUAUUCGAACGACUCGCCCAUAACGAAGAUCUAGCUCCACUGUGUCGACGUAUAAGACGAUCUAGCUGUCCAAGAAGAGGAAACAUGGCAGAUCGAUACGCUUCCGACUACUUUCAGACUAUGGAGGCUGUCCAUCUUUGAUUUGAGAAAUGGCACAAACCGGCAGGCGUUCGUGGCGUAAGGGUGUUUAAAAUCCCUCAUGUCUGAUUUCAGAUCGGUCAUGCGACGCGCCAUUAAAUGUCAACAAUGACCGACAACAUAGCUGUGGGGAGAAACACAAAGGCCACUACAUCUUGAAUGAAAAUAAAUAAUCCA